Lachancea dasiensis is the source of this 1314-nucleotide messenger RNA. NCBI's taxonomy places the organism in Eukaryota, Fungi, Ascomycota, Saccharomycetes, Saccharomycetales, Saccharomycetaceae. The record is from the annotation of a GenBank genome assembly.
AUGGCGCUGGAUAGAGUAAAAAAUAAUAGAUGGCUUCCACUACUGAAGUCAGGUAGCUAUCUUCUGCCGAGAUGGCCUCACAAAAUUAGAAGCGGGUCACUUGUCGGAGCAACCAAGAACCGUGUCGGGCCGAUGUUGGAACGAAGGCCCACGCCGCCAUCUGCGAUUCCUCUUCAAAAGAUUAUCUCGAGUCUGCCUCGAUUGUUCCCUAGGUCUAUAGAACAAUCCUGUUGCGAUUAUAGAGACUUCAAAGCCGAUCCAAACGACUUGCAGGCACAGCUCCUUUCGUCUUUGCCUUUCUUCCCAGUGGCCAACGACGGGAAAACGGCGAAAAUAGUGAAAACACCCGUUGACGACCAAGGCAAUUACAUCAAUGAGUUCACAGUAUACCCUACUCAUCCUAAUAGCAGUACACCAAUGAAGCACUUGAUUCUGGUACACGGAUAUGGGGCGGGUUUGGGUUUCUUUCUUAAAAAUCUAGAGAAACUCAAACUUGGGAAGAAUGAUUGGACUGUUCACGCCAUUGACCUUCCGGGAUACGGGUUUUCCUCUCGCUGUAAAUUUCCCUUUCGCUUUGCCCGGGAUCCCGCGGAACUAGUUGAACAAUGGUUCCAUUCAAGGUUUCGUAGCUGGAUGGAAACUAAAGGCCUUCUCAAAACUCCGCAAAAUAAUAUGGUAGUAGCGCACUCAAUGGGAGCAUAUUUAACAGCUCUCUAUGCGAAUAAAUUUCCGUAUGAUUUCCGUAAAUUGGUUAUGUGCUCUCCCGCCGGAAUCUGUAGUUCAGACCCCAUGUUGCGCAAAUCACACCCUCCUUGGUGGUUUCAAAAGUUGUGGGAUAGAAAUAUAUCCCCAUUUUCGUUAGUUAGAAACGCCUUCAUAUUUGGCUCCAUGCUUACCAGCGGUUGGUCUUACAGGCGAUUUGGAUCUCUACUAGGAAGCAAGAGUAGCACGGGCGCCCGUCAAUUCGAAGCAUUGCAUAGGUAUGCUUACGCUAUUUUCAAUCGCCCUGGAUCUGGUGAAUAUUUGUUACCGUUUGCUUUGAAAUGUGGGGGUGAUCCGAGAGUCGCAUUAGAAGAGAGACUUUUUAAUUUCGAAGACCAUUUCAAAGCAAAAUGCGAUUGGCUCUGGCUGUAUGGUGACAACGAUUGGAUAGAUGCCACGGGCGGCGAGAGAGUCUCCAAAUUACUUGGGGAAUGGAAGGGGCCAAAAAGUGCAUUUAAUUUGAUAAAAGAUGCAGGCCAUCAUCUUUAUUUUGACAACUAUGAGCAAUUCAAUUCUAUUCUUGAAAGGGAGAUGGCUAAAUGGGAUUCCUAA